CGCCAGUGCGUGGUAGUAGUAGAUUCCCUCGAAAGCAGACUCAGUGCGUCAUCAUUUUCUUUUCGAGGUCGUUUGUUUGCGCGUCAACGGCGCUUCUCGCUCGUUGCAGUUACGGACUGUUUAGUACAGUUCAGCUCGUGCUUUGUACUGGUUGGGUAAUACUCCCUGAGGCUGUGACAGAGGAGUCGUACCACACGAAUCUGGGAAAUGAACACAGCCGAUGGUUUGGAUGACUUUCUCAACCAAAUAGGAACUGGAAAAUGGAGCUACCUCUUCUUCGCCGUUUCUGCCGUAGUUCCCGGACUCCUCCCGAUCUACCUGAUUGGCAGCGAGUUCCUGAACGCCGUGCCCUCCUACUCCUGCGACACUGCGGACAGCAACAGGACCAGGCCAUUGAAUGGCUCCCAGUGCUGGAUGAUAGAGGAAGAUUCCACCGGCCACGAGCAGAUUGUGCCCUGUAAGAAGUGGAUUUAUGACACGUCUGUUUUCCAGUCCACGAUUACAAUGGAGUGGAACCUGGUAUGCGACAGAGCCCAUCUUUCUCCAUUCUUCCAGACCAUCUACACUGCUGGAUGCUUCCUGGGAGGCAUCCUAGGGGCGAUAACAGCGAACAGAUAUGGUCGGAGAUGGUCCGUUAAAACUGGUACUCUGCUGACAACGGGUUUCACUGUACUCCUGGUGUUAUCACGAUGGUUCUGGCUUGUGAUGUUGAGUAGGUUUUUCUUGGGAGUGUCUAACACCAUCAUGGUCUACCCUUCUUUCAUCAAUAGUAUGGAAAUAUGCCAACCGAGUCUGCGUACGACAGUAGGCAUUUUUCUGGCCUUGCCUUAUGCCUUGAUGAUGAUAGGUCUAUCUGGGUUAGCCUACUGGAUCAGGGAUUGGCGUAUUCUCCAAGCAGCAGCCUCUUGGCCUUGUCUGGUGCUUCUAGUGCUUGUCUUCUUGAUAGACGAAUCUCCACGCUGGCUCAUUGUGAGAGGACGGUUGGAAGAAGCCACCGAGGUUCUGCAGAGAGCUGUGAGACUCAAUCGGCCGAAUCUCUCUCAAGAAUUGGAUGUCAGCGCCUUGGUUCACUCUAUGUAUCAGAAACUGAAUACGCCACAGACGCAGAAGACGAGAAUGUUCUCAGCAACUGGAGGCAAUGCAUUGAGCUGUAGCGAGUCUUUCAAUGCGCUAGGCCUAGAUGACGGCGUUGGUCCAUGGUGGGCGGGACCCAUGGCUCUGCUGCGAACGAAAAUCAUCAGGAAAGUGACACUGGUACUGUUUGCUGUGUGGCUUCUGCAAGGAAUCGUGUACCUGGGAUUGCCACUGAGUUCCAGUUCAUUCAGCUCUCCUUUCCUCUACAUGGCCCUGCUGGGAGUCUUCGAGAUACCUGCUUACACCCUGACAGCCCCGAUUACGAAGCGUCUCGGAAGAAAAUCAGUGGUGAUCACUUGUCUCGUCUGUUGUGGCGCGCUGCUUAUUUCCGUUACAGGGCUCUUGCUCGCUGACUUGAAGAACGAGUGGAUACAUAUUGCAAUCGUCAUGGCCAGUUACCUGUUGAUUUGCACUGCUUAUCAGGUAAACUUCCUUUACGCACCAGAACUAUUCCCGACGACCCUGCGACCCUGGGGAACUGCUGUCUGUGGUUUAUCUGCUUAUGUGGGUUUCAGCAUCCCUCCCUUCAUUACAGAUUAUGUGGGAAGUGAACACACAUGGGUACCCCCAGCUGUGUUCGGCUGUUGCUCAGCCAUUGCUGGAUUGCUGUUGUUCCUCUUGCCCGAGACGAACGGUCGAAGACUUCCAGAAACUGUGGCAGACUUGAUGAAACGCUUGGAGGAAGAGAAGUCCCGGAGGGCGGACGUCAUCAGGUCACCAUCCAGCAGCCAUCUCAUCUACGGGAGUGACAAUAACGCCUUCAGCCCGCCGAUUGUCAGUACCAUAUCUGGUGGUCAACAAAAUGGGGGCUUUUCAUGAAUCUCGUUUUUUAUUAGUCAGAUGGAUUGAAGCAUAAUUAUUGUAUUUCAUUGUUGUUGUUGUUAUUAUUGUUGUUGUUGCUGUGCACUUCGGUCAGUAUAUUUUCACCAAUUCAGAAUUUGACAGUCACCGCUAUCAUUUAUCAAUUCUGGUCAUUACCGUUAUGUAGUUUCACUGUCAUCUGCACCAUCGUCAUUAUUAUGAGGAAUUAGUUCUCAGAAGCGUUUUCCAUGCAUUUUUUUUAUGUAUAUUACGCUACUUUUAUACUGUUUAACCCUAAGAUUACCCUUGGCUUGUUCUGGGCAUCUGAUCCCACACUGGAUGCCAAACAGUGGAAUAGAUGAGUAUGUAAAUGAAGAGUUUGAUUUCAUUUCUACACAAAACGC
Molecule: messenger RNA, 2339 nt
Organism: Macrobrachium nipponense
Lineage: Eukaryota; Metazoa; Arthropoda; Malacostraca; Decapoda; Palaemonidae
Product: solute carrier family 22 member 13-like
Exons: 13
Coding region: 208-1953 (581 amino acids)
Biological process (GO): transmembrane transport
Cellular component (GO): membrane
Molecular function (GO): transmembrane transporter activity
Source: RefSeq, a predicted model, not a curated record